GAAGAUCGUGCGACAGCCACCGCCUGAAAGCCGAGAAGCCCACGAGAACACGUAACCGCUGUGGCCGCCGAAUCGACACCAAACCCCCCGAAACCUCGCAGCCAUCCCGCAGAUUCGAUCGAACCUUCCAUCCCCCUCCGACCACCCCGCGAAUCCUUCCCUCCUUCCUUCUCCGAUCGAAGCGGAGAGGAUCCUCGCCCGCCGGAGCAUCGUCCGGUGUGUGGCUCGGAGUGGGGGGAUCGGCCGCGGCGCGAACCCUAGGAGGGCGCGCCAUGAGGCCGAUCCGGCUGCCGGAGCCCCCCGGCGGCAUGGAGACGCCCGAGAUCUUCACGGGCGGCGCCGCCACUGUCGUCGUCCGCCGCGCGGUCGUCCUCGGCAACGGCUCCCCCGGCGCCGAGAACCAGUGCCUCGGCCUCGUCCGCGCCCUCGGCCUCGCAGACCACCUCACCCUCUACCGUGUCACCAGGCCACAAGGAGGGAUCAACGAGUGGCUGCGCUUCCUCCCCAUCUCGCUGCACAAGCUAGUUGACCAGGUGCUCAGGCAGUUCUUCCGCAACACGAGGUUUGCGCCGGUGGUUGAGGGUAGGAAGCCCUAUCGUGUCCCGAACGGCGGACCGGUUGGGCUGUCUUCUGUCCUGGAAGCGGACACCAAGAAGAUUGUGGCUGUGGCUCGUGAUACAUUCGACAAGGAAGGUCCAACACUAAUUGUUGCAUGUGGGUGGGAUACGAUAUCAUAUUCAAGCUCGAUAAGGCAUCUAGCUUCAGGCAAUGUGUUUGUCAUUCAGAUACAGCACCCAAGGUCUCGCCUUGAUAGGUUUGAUCUUGUGGUGACUCCUCGCCAUGAUUACUAUGCUUUGACUGCUGGUGGGCAACAAGAAAUUCCGCGCCUGUUCCGUAGAUGGAUAACUCCACAAGAACCACCUGGGAGGAAUGUGGUGCUAACUGUUGGUGCACUACACCAAGCUGAUUCUGCUGCGCUGCGCCUUGCUGCUAUAGCCUGGCAUGAUGAGCUCGCCCCUUUGCCUAAGCCAUUGCUAAUCGUUAACAUUGGUGGACCCACAGGGAAUUGUAAAUAUGGUGUAGACCUUGCCAGGCAGCUCAUAACUUCUGUGUAUAACGUGCUAGACAGCUGUGGGACUGUGAGAGUUUCAUUUUCUCGAAGAACGCCACGAAAGGUCUCUGAUAUUAUAUUUAAAGAGUUUGCUGGACAUCCUAAGAUCUAUAUUUGGGAUGGGGAAGAACCUAAUCCGCACAUGGGGCAUCUUGCAUGGGCUGAUGCUUUUGUUGUGACAGCUGAUUCUAUAAGUAUGCUAAGUGAGGCUUGUAGCACAGGGAAGCCUGUUUACGUCAUUGGGACUGAGUAUUGUAAAUGGAAGUUUUCUGCUUUUCACAAGACUCUACGGGAGCGAGGAGUUGUCCGCCCUUUCACUGGAUUGGAAGAUAUUUCAAAUAGCUGGAGCUACCCUCCCCUAAACGAUGCUAUUGAAGUAGCUACACGUGUUCGUGAAGUGAUCGCAGAACGAGGGUGGUCUGUGGGAUGAUAGGGACAGAUAGGUUGUAUUAUUAUCCAACAGUAAAUUAUGUAUUUUGAUUAACAUAGCCACAUGAAUUCGAGUUACAUUGUUCAAAGGAAGAAUAAUAUAGCCAUGGAAUGGCCUGUACAAAAGCCGAGCCUUUUCUUUUGGUGGUAUACCCCAAUUUUGGAACCGUGCACAGCACCCAGGAGAUCCUAUUUGGUUUGAGAUUUUCUUACCUCCUUUUGUACUUCUAACGCUACUGGAGAGAGGCCAACAUGUGAAGUAUUGGAAUUGAAACU
Molecule: messenger RNA, 1816 nt
Organism: Oryza brachyantha (malo sina)
Lineage: Eukaryota; Viridiplantae; Streptophyta; Magnoliopsida; Poales; Poaceae
Product: mitochondrial fission protein ELM1
Exons: 10
Coding region: 273-1541 (422 amino acids)
Source: RefSeq, a predicted model, not a curated record